This is a messenger RNA of Engraulis encrasicolus (European anchovy), 6198 nucleotides long. RefSeq names its product calcium/calmodulin-dependent serine protein kinase a (gene caska). Gene Ontology annotation, biological process: protein phosphorylation; regulation of neurotransmitter secretion; intracellular protein localization. Gene Ontology annotation, molecular function: protein kinase activity; ATP binding; signaling receptor binding. Lineage: Eukaryota; Metazoa; Chordata; Actinopteri; Clupeiformes; Engraulidae. The transcript has 28 exons. The record is from RefSeq and is a predicted model, not a curated record. Gene Ontology annotation, cellular component: cell-cell junction; basolateral plasma membrane; plasma membrane. The coding region runs from base 712 to 3576 and encodes 954 amino acids.
GAGGAAAACUAGAGCAACGGUGAAUCGGAGAUACAGCAAGCCUUUGAGUUCCAUUUCUUGCAGCGGAGAAAGGCACCCCACCUGAACCACUCGGAUAAUAGCAAAAUGAGCGCAUUUACAUAGAAUGUAAUUUGGCGUCUCCUUUCAUUUAUCCAGAGCGUUAAUGGGACAUCAAACCAUUGUAAUGUCCCCAUUACAGUAAUCACGUUUGCUAGAGAAAACAAAUAGAUUUUGCUUGUUAGCUAACCAGCUAACUGUACGUCGGUGUAACCAGCCAGUUAUAGCGGUUGCAGGAUUUAGCAACCCUUAGGUAAGGUACACAUAGGCUACAAUACAAUUGAAUGGGGGCUAGUUGCGUAAACUAGUCGUUAAUUGCGUUUGAAUAUCACAGUUUGUAGGGCUCAGACCGAAGGAUUAGGGAGCCGGGGAAACAAGGAGAAGGUGGGGCCGAAGAGAGUCAAACGGACUAAGCGCUUGCUGGCUGCCUUGGUCCUCAUCUGAAGCAUUCACGGACGGUUCGGGGAAAAAUAUUACGCCCAUUGGAAUUUUGGAAACAUUCGGAACGAUUGCUUGGAGAUACCUUUCGUCGCCGACGGGAAGAUCCGAAGUUGCUGCAUCAGACAUUUUUUAAUUGUGAUCGGUGUCUUGCUCUGAUACAGUCAACCGUUGUGCGCGGAUUUGGGGGAAUAAUUUCCCCAGUCUUGUUGGACCAUGGCCGACGACGACGUUCUGUUUGAAGAUGUGUACGAGCUGUGCGAGGUCAUUGGAAAGGGCCCCUUCAGUGUGGUGCGGCGAUGUAUCAACAGAGAGACGGGCCAGCAGUUUGCCGUGAAGAUCGUGGACGUGGCAAAGUUCACCUCCAGCCCAGGACUCAGCACAGAAGAUCUCAAAAGGGAAGCCAGUAUUUGUCACAUGCUCAAGCAUCCUCAUAUUGUGGAGCUGCUGGAGACUUACAGUUCUGAUGGAAUGCUCUACAUGGUCUUCGAGUUCAUGGAUGGAGCAGACCUGUGUUUCGAAAUCGUCAAGAGAGCAGAUGCCGGAUUUGUGUACAGCGAAGCAGUUGCCAGUCACUAUAUGAGGCAGAUCCUGGAGGCCCUGCGCUAUUGCCAUGACAACAACGUCAUCCAUCGAGAUGUAAAGCCCCACUGUGUGUUACUGGCAUCGAAGGAGAACUCGGCCCCAGUUAAGCUGGGAGGAUUCGGGGUGGCCAUACAGCUUGGAGAGUCCGGACUGGUGGCUGGAGGGCGAGUGGGCACUCCACACUUCAUGGCCCCUGAGGUGGUGAAACGAGAGCCGUACGGCAAGCCGGUGGACGUGUGGGGCUGCGGUGUCAUCCUUUUCAUCCUACUCAGCGGAUGUCUGCCCUUCUAUGGCACCAAGGAGCGGCUCUUCGAAGGGAUCAUUAAAGGGAGAUACAAGGUAAUGAACCCGCGCCAGUGGAGCCACAUCUCUGAGAGCGCCAAAGAUCUGGUCCGCCGCAUGCUGAUGCUGGACCCCGCCGAGAGGAUCACCGUCUACGAGGCCCUCAACCACCCCUGGCUGAAGGAGAGGGACCGUUAUGCCUACAAGAUCCACCUUCCUGAGACAGUCGAGCAGCUGAGGAAGUUCAAUGCCAGGAGGAAGCUCAAGGGAGCCGUGCUGGCAGCUGUGUCCAGCCACAAAUUCAACUCCUUCUAUGGGGACCCACCAGAGGAGCUGCCGGACUUCUCUGAAGACCCCACUUCCUCAGGAGCCGUGUCCCAGGUGCUGGACAGUCUGGAGGAGAUCCACGCCCUGACGGACUGCAGUGAGAAAGACCUGGACUUCCUACACAGCGUCUUCCAGGACCAGCACCUACACACACUACUGGAUCUGUACGACAAAAUCAACACCAAGUCAUCUCCACAGAUCAGGAACCCACCGAGUGACGCAGUCCAGAGAGCCAAAGAGUCCCCUGAAGACGAAGCUGGCACGGCUUUGACGCGUCUGGAAUGUGUACUGGAAGAGAUCUCCUGCUACCCCGAGAAUGGCGACGCCAAGGAGCUGAGGCGGAUCCUUACCCAGCCCCAUUUUAUGGCCCUUCUGCAGACCCAUGACGUGGUUGCCCACGAGGUGUACAGUGACGAGGCCCUGAGGGUGACCCCUCCCCCCACCUCGCCCUACCUGAACGGGGACUCCCCCGAGAGCACCAACGGGGACAUGGACCUGGAAAACGUCACGCGCGUCCGCCUCGUGCAGUUCCAGAAGAACACCGACGAGCCCAUGGGCAUUACGCUGAAAAUGAAUGACCUCAACCACUGCAUCGUGGCACGGAUAAUGCACGGAGGAAUGAUCCACAGACAAGGAACGUUGCACGUGGGAGACGAGAUUCGGGAAAUCAACGGUAUCAGUGUGGCCAACCAGACUGUAGAACAGCUCCAGAAGAUGUUGAGGGAGAUGAGAGGAAGCAUCACCUUUAAGAUUGUGCCAAGCUAUCGCACACAGUCCUCGUCCUGCGAGAGAGAGUCCCCCUCCACCUCACGCCAGUCCCCAGCCAAUGGCCACGCCAGCCUAAACAGUUCUAUUUUGGACCUGCCGACAACCAUCCAGGCCAAAGGACGCCAGAUGGCCAUUGCCCGACCCAGUCCCCCUGCGAUCAAGGAAAAAAUGUCCGUCAAGAUCUACGUGCGGGCGCAGUUCGAGUACGACCCGUCCAAGGAUGAGCUGAUCCCCUGCAAGGAGGCCGGCAUCCGCUUCCGGGUGGGCGACAUCAUCCAGAUCAUCAGCAAGGACGACCACAACUGGUGGCAGGGCCGCCUGGAGAACACCAAGAACGGCACGGCCGGACUCAUCCCCUCGCCAGAGCUGCAGGAGUGGCGAGUGGCGUGUAUAGCGAUGGAAAAAACCAAGCAGGAGCAGCAAGCCAGCUGCACCUGGUUCGGCAAGAAGAAGAAGCAGUACAAGGACAAGUACUUAACAAAGCACAACGCAGUAUUUGAUCAACUAGAUCUCGUCACAUACGAAGAGGUGGUGAAGCUGCCCGCCUUCAAGAGGAAAACGCUAGUCCUGUUAGGUGCCCAUGGCGUUGGCAGGCGACACAUUAAAAACACACUCAUCACCAAACACCCCGACAGAUUCGCCUACCCUAUUCCACACACAACCAGACCUCCAAAGAAGGACGAGGAGAACGGCAAGAACUACUACUUCGUAUCGCACGACCAAAUGAUGCAGGACAUCUCCAACAAUGAGUACCUAGAGUACGGCAGCCACGAGGAUGCCAUGUACGGCACGCGCCUGGAGACGAUACGCAAGAUCCACGAGCAGGGCCUGAUCGCCAUACUGGACGUAGAGCCCCAGGCCUUGAAGGUCCUGCGCACAGCGGAGUUUGCUCCUUACGUGGUCUUCAUCGCCGCCCCAACCAUCACACCGGGCAUGAACGAGGAUGAGUCGCUGCAGCGGCUGCAGAAGGAGUCGGAGAUCCUCCAGAAGACGUACGCGCACUACUUCGACCUGACCAUCAUCAACAACGAGAUCGACGAGACCAUCCGGCACCUGGAGGAGGCCAUCGACCUAGUCUCCACCACCGGCCAAUGGGUGCCCGUCUCCUGGGUCUACUAGAAGAAAAGCACACCAAUCACAACACACCUACAUCUACACUGACGCUGAUGCAAACAUGCUCAUGUACACAUAGAUACUGACGUAUACGCGUUACUACACACAUAACGUUUCCCCCAGUGACCUAAAAAUCUUAUCCUUCAUCCCCUUGAGUACCAGUGCCCCUCUUCUUCCUCCUCCUCCUCCUCUUCCUCCUCCUCCUCUCCCCCUUUCUCUCUACCCCCUCCCUCUCUCCUCCAACCUCGCCCCCUUCUUUGCAAUGCAUCUCUUCAACUCUUCAUCAUUCCCUGGAGUUUAAAAAAAAAGAAAAGAAGAAAAAGAAAAAAAACGUACCUCUGAUGCUCAAAGACCACCUCGGUGUACAUGACCUACAGUCAAACGUCUCGGCCCCCCUUCUACAGACUACCUAGACGUAGUGUUGUAUUUAAAAAAAAGAGAUGAAAAAGCGCAUAAAAAAAAUAAAUAAUUGAAUUUAAAUAUUGUCAUGUCCUUAUAGCUAGGAGGCAACAUUUUGUAGACUUUUAUUUUAAAGAGACAGUAUCUGACCUGACAACCCCCCCCCCCACCCUUCCUUCCUCUUCCUGUUUUGGCUCCCUGUUUGAACUUUAUGUCCCCAUGUGGCAAAGACAUCAUGGUAAGGUGUGUGUGUGUGUGUGUGUAGUCUGUAGUGUUUUGUUCUUAUUACUUUUUGUGUUCACUCUGCAAUCAAAAGUAAAAGGGUUUUUUAUUUUUAAAAGCCUGUCUGUGUUACCGAAUGCCGGCGGUUUCGAGCACUACUCUGUAAAAAUGAGGAAAAGCACACAAACGGACCACGGCGUUGUUGUUACCGCUUCCCCCUCCUCCCCCCGCCCUGCCUUGACCUCCAUGCACACACCUCCGCCACCAAGCUCAUCAUUGGCAAACGCCACCCCACUCUCUCUCUCUCUCUCUCUCUCACACACACACACAGACACACACACACACACACACACACACACACACGCACACACACACGCGCACACACACACACACACACAGCCUACCUUGCAUUCGUCCAAGGCCUCCGUCAAUCCUCUGGAGCCUUGCCCAUAGCACACUGCGUCUACAAGCAAGUCCCCAAAUGACCUCUGCUGCCUUAUGGUACUUCAUCAAAGACACGCACACGCACACACACACACACACACACACACACGCACACACACACACACACGCACACGCACACGCACACGCACACGCACACACACACACACACACACACGUUUGCUCGACGUCAGUACAAGACCCUGUGUGUGUGUGUUCCAGCAGCAGUCUACACAGUGCUCCUUCCAAGCCCUAAGAUACUGUCUCUCUAAAUGAAUACAUAAAUGUGUUAGAGAUUUGAAUGAGGUCUUCUGCAUGUGAACAUUCGCAACAAGCUUCCAUGCUCUCUUUCUGUUCCUCUCUAUCUCUCUUUCUCUCCUCUCUCUCGCUCUCUCUCUCUCACUCUUCUUUUUCCUCACUUAAAUCUCUCUUUCUCUCCAACUCCCCCAUCUCUCUCUCUCUCUCUCUCUCUCUCUCUCUCUCUCUCUCUCUCUCUCUCUCUCUCUCUCUCUCUCUCUCUCAGUGUUAGCUGUCCAUCCGCUGUCAGUCAGAGCAGAGAACAUUCCAUUCGUCUGACUUUAAAAAAAUUAAACAGACUAAUCAAGGGAAGCCGGACAAGAAAUGAACGACAGAAAAGAAGAAAAAUAAUGGAAGAGUGAAAGGUGACAAAAAAUAAUUUAAAAUCAUGAAAAAAGUGACAAGAAAAAAAAGACACCUAUGCACAUCCCAUGCAUUUCGGGGCGACUUUCUGAACCGAAUGAUUUUUAUCAACCAUGUAGUGAGAUGUGUUUGUAAAUUGUCUCAAUUUGAUUUAUUGUAAGGUACAUAAGGGGGAUAAAAAAAAAUAAUACUAACUCUAUUCCAGAUUUGCCAUUUCAAGUGAGGAAAAGCAGUUGUUGUCUGAGAGUAUUAUUGUUCUAAUUAAGUUGAAAUCAAAGGUAAAUAAUGCUGAUUUUUAUUCUCUGUGUCAUUGUUUCAAAAAAAGAGGUGCACAACGUUUUGCAAAAAAGAGGAGAGAGAAAGAGUGAAUUAAGUUGCAAAACACAAGAAAAUAAAAAAAGUUGUUUGUGCAUCCAAAUAAUAACCAUGUAUAUGAUAAACUGUUUACUUUCAAACUGCCCUGUGUAAAUUCCUCUGCUGACGACAUAGCAGUUCUUCAGUAUGAACAGUUUUUUAAAUAUAUUUCCUUUUAUGUGUUGAAAAUCUCUGUGAAUGGUGUCUUUCUGUGUCUCCUGGUGUCUCUGUUUAUUCUUCAACUGGCCUGGUUUGCUUUUCGUGCUCUGGUAUGAGGUGCCGUGUGGGCCAAAGGCUUCCUUUCCCCCUUGCAAAGAGGGAGCUGGCACCGGCAGGGAAGCCUACAUGUCAGUUGCCCCAGGCCCAGGUAGAGAGGGGGCCCAUUCAUUCCAUUAAAUGUAUUGACGGGCGGGCGACCCUUUCAGAGGAUUUUGUCCUGGGCCCAGUCAAAAUUGUCAGCUGCCCUGGGUACCGGUACUCUGAAUGGAAACACUUCAGCCUUCUCCUCCUCCUCUCCCUUCAUUUGGCUUUUUUCAGGCCAUUUGUAUCUGU